AUGUUGGUUUUUAAUGGUACCGAUGUUGGUGUUAAUGAUAGUGCUGAAAAUGAUGCUGAAUAUAAAUAUUGUUUUCAUUUUUUUGUUAAUGGUGAAAUUGAAAUUAUACUGAUUUUGCCAUUUUUAUCAAAACAAUUAUUACAAAGAAGUUCAAAAGAUGUUUCUAAUUCUCCAGAUUCCUUUGAAAUAUAA
Molecule: messenger RNA, 192 nt
Organism: Funneliformis geosporum
Lineage: Eukaryota; Fungi; Glomeromycota; Glomeromycetes; Glomerales; Glomeraceae
Source: the annotation of a GenBank genome assembly